Messenger RNA from Aureobasidium melanogenum CBS 110374, 1302 nucleotides. RefSeq lists its product as uncharacterized. The transcript has 2 exons. NCBI's taxonomy places the organism in Eukaryota, Fungi, Ascomycota, Dothideomycetes, Dothideales, Saccotheciaceae. Bases 1 to 1302 code for a protein of 433 amino acids. The record is from RefSeq and is a predicted model, not a curated record.
AUGACAGGACCGUGUAUCCAGAUAAAACAUGGCUUCAUCACCGAGCAAGAGGCAUUGGACACCGACACCGAUAUCAUUCCCAAACUUCACCAAGAACGAGAAUCUAACAAGUUCCGACAGAAACUGCAGUCAUCCUCAUCCCACAUUCGAGAAUUAGUCUCACGUCAUCUACACAUACCAGAAUCUGAUUUUUUCCUCGACGAGCCGUCUGCCUGGAUUGAAGGAGCCUUCAAUAUCUGUCUGGGCAUCGAGCUCAAUAGAGAACGUUUUCCUCAUCUUCCACAAACAGCACUCAUUCGCUUCCCUUUGCCUUUCAACAUUGGCGAGGACUUCGCGCCAGGAGCAAUGGAUGAGAAGCUUCGUUACGAGGCUGCUACUUAUAUUUGGAUGCGAGAGAAUUGUCCCAAUAUCCCCUUACCUCGCCUUCUUGGGAUGGGCUUUCCAGGGUCUCAGACUGAUACGACAUACACCUCAGCAGAUUCUUUCGUCCAUGAUACUCUUAGCUAUCAAGAUCAACGCAUGACUUAUCAAAUGAAUUCUAUUCUGAGUAUGGAUGAUGGCGUCUACCAGCUUACAGCUUUGGUUGAUCUGCGAGCUCUUCUACCUCACUUCUUCAACAAAGAGUCCCGCAACGGCCCAUUCAUUCUUUCUCUGCCUGAUCUACAUGCAAGCAAUAUCUUUGUCGAUGCUGACUGGAAUAUCACAAGCAUCAUCGACCUGGAUUUUGCCCCUGUUGUCCCAGUACAAAUGGUACACGUGCCGUAUUGGCUCACAAAUCAAGGUGUCGAUCAAAUUCGCGGCCCUGAACUAGAGAUCUACAAGCAACAAUACGACGAUUUUGUCGACAUCCUGGAACAAGAAGAGAACAGAAUAGCACGAGACCACUCUUACAGCCAACGACUACGACAAGAGUGGGAAACAGGCAGAUUGUGGUAUGUGAUGGCUCUGAGCUCUACGAAUGCCUUCCCUAGCAUAUUCGAACAACAUCUGCAACCGAGAUUCUUCGAAGAAGAUUUCGAGACUCACGUUCAGGGCAAACCGCUUCCGCGGCUUUGGUGUGAGGAUGUUGACUCGUUCAUUGCCAAAAAGUUGGAGGAUUAUGAAGUUUACCAGGACAAUGUUCGCAGCAUUUUUGCUGCGGCCAAGGCUGAACAUGAUGCAAGCCAAAAAGACAGAGAAGAGAACAAAGUCAACCAAGAAGAGAAGCGAGAAGAAGAAGAGACAAGCCCAAAGGAAGAGGGAGUGGAAAUAUCAGUCGAUGCACAGUCUAAUGUAGGGCAAGAUUUGAUAGAACUAUUGUAG